AUGGAUUCACAGCAACUUUAUAGUUUCAAUAUGACAAGUGCAGGAUUACCCAACAUGUCAUCUUUUUCCACUAUUCCACUACAGAAUGGUUUGCUUGGUUCCUUGAAAGUUGGCAUUGGAAACUCACCUGAUUCGCCUUUUUCAUCUCAUUUUGAUUCGGAUACUCUUUCUGCAUUUGGUGACAAUUAUGAGCAGCAGAACUCGGGUGAAACGCUCUCUGGUAUAAGCGUCUCGUAUAACUCAGCACUGGAAACCAACCGUUACUUGCAAAGAUCGGUUUCAUCGGUCGACAAUCUCAAGGAAAAUUUGCAAUUAUAUUCAGCUAGACGAUCUCUUCCGCCGAGUUGUAACCAGAUAGUCCAACACGCCUUGUUGGAACUAGAAACUGCGCUGAUGGCUCCGGAUGAUAACGAAGUUACCACAUCUAAUUCUUCAUUUGGUGAGAGCAUCAAGGAAACGGCAUCUGGACCGAGAUAUAGAUCAUGGGGCCAUGUGAGCCAAGGGUCACAAUACAUUCAAAAUCAACCAUCACAUGCUACUAGCAGUAGUAGGCAAUCAAAUGAAGUUGUGCAUGUAGAAAAACGUCGAAAGUUGGAGGAGUCGUCUCUACAAGGGUUCCCAUCAGGUGAUUUAAAGCAAUUACUGAUUGCAUGUGCCAAAGCCAUGGCUGAAAACGACACACAAGAUUUCAACCGGUUGAUAGAAACGGUUAGAAAUGCUGUGUCUAUCAACGGGGAGCCAAUUCAGAGGCUCGGUGCUUAUAUGAUAGAAGGGCUUGUUGCAAGGAAGGAAGCGUCGGGGAAUAGCAUCUAUCGUGCUCUUAAGUGUAGAGAGCCUGAAGGUGAAGAAUUACUCUCCUACAUGCAUCUGCUUUACGAAAUAUGUCCCUACUUGAAAUUUGGUUACAUGGCUGCGAAUGGAGCCAUUGCCGAAGCUUGUAGGAAUGAGGAUCACGUACACAUCAUCGACUUUCAAAUUGCUCAAGGAACUCAAUGGAUGACACUUCUUCAAGCUCUUGCUGCAAGACCUGGCGGGGCUCCCCAUGUGCGUAUCACAGGAAUCGACGAUCCAGUCUCUAGAUAUGCUCGUGGAGAAGGACUAGAAGUAGUCGGGAAAAGAUUGGCCUUGAUGUCAAAGAAAUUCGGCAUCCCAGUUGAGUUUCACGGGCUCUCCGUUUUCGGUCCCGAUGUUACAAGAAACAUGCUCCAUAUCAGACAUGGAGAAGCUUUGGCUGUGAAUUUUCCAUUGCAACUCCAUCACACGGCUGAUGAGAGUGUUGAUGUGAAUAAUCCAAGAGAUGGACUUUUGAGAUUGGUGAAAUCUCUCUCUCCGAAAGUGGUCACACUUGUCGAGCAGGAAUCAAACACAAACACAACCCCUUUCUUCAACAGGUUCAUAGAAACUUUAGAUUACUACUUGGCAAUCUUCGAGUCAAUCGAUGUAACCCUCUCGAGAAACAGCAAGGAGAGGAUUAACGUGGAGCAGCACUGUUUAGCUCGGGAUAUCGUCAAUAUCAUUGCUUGUGAAGGAAAAGAAAGGAUCGAGCGGCACGAACUGUUCGGCAAGUGGAAGUCAAGGCUGACAAUGGCCGGAUUUACUCAAUGUCCUUUGAGUUCUUAUGUGAAUUCUGUUAUAAGAAGCCUUCUGAGAUGCUAUUCGGAGCAUUAUACAUUAGUGGAGAAAGAUGGGGCCAUGUUGUUGGGGUGGAAGAGCAGAAAUUUGAUAUCAGCUUCAGCUUGGCAUUGA
Molecule: messenger RNA, 1746 nt
Organism: Vicia faba (fava bean)
Lineage: Eukaryota; Viridiplantae; Streptophyta; Magnoliopsida; Fabales; Fabaceae
Source: the annotation of a GenBank genome assembly